Messenger RNA from Ostrea edulis (European flat oyster), 1801 nucleotides. RefSeq names its product histone H3.3A. Bases 848 to 1258 code for a protein of 136 amino acids. Gene Ontology annotation, cellular component: nucleosome. Gene Ontology annotation, molecular function: structural constituent of chromatin; protein heterodimerization activity; DNA binding. The transcript has 3 exons. NCBI's taxonomy places the organism in Eukaryota, Metazoa, Mollusca, Bivalvia, Ostreida, Ostreidae. The record is from RefSeq and is a predicted model, not a curated record.
GAACUCUUUUAAUUAUAAUAAUUAAAAAUUGUAUCUUAGGCCCCUGUGAAAGUUACCAAAUUAAAAUAAAAUUCGCAAUAAGGUGUUAUGAACACUUGUAAGGUGUAAAUGGGUUACCUUGGGGGUGCAUGAGAUCGUGAAAAGUACCUAUUUAAAUCCCUUUCACAAAUUCCUGGAUCCGCCUGUGGGCAUAUAUGUGUACAUUAAAAAAAAUCCCUUUACUUUAAAACCUCGGAUUUUGGUGGUGUAUUUUAGUUCUAUAUUCUAUUAUUCGGACACAAAUCAUGCAAAACUUCAAUUCAUUAUUCGGGAACAAAUAAUACAAAACUUCAAUUAUAUCUGACAACCGAGCCCCUGUGGUUUGAAUGCCUAAGUUGUGAGUGAGUGAAGUUGUCAGCGAUGUAAUAAUGUUUAUAAAGUGUUUAUGAAUAGGCUAUCUGGCACCUUUACUCUUCAUUGUUGUAAUUAUCUCAUUGAAAAUAAUAUUUCAAGUAAAUUGAUAGCAGCUACCAUUUCUUUUAAUCCAAGUGGUUGCCAUUUAACAACUCCAACACCCCCCACCCCCCCCCCCCCCCUUCAAUAUUUCUGCACAAAUUCAGAACGAAAAGUGGAUUGAAAUGGUGAUCCCUUUCAACCAAUCAAAAUUCUUCAUAUAAAACCAAUCAGAUUUCAGUGCAAACAGAAGGUCACCCAAUGAAGUGGUUUUAAAUUCAACCAAUGGAUACCAAGGUCGGAGGUCAGUGGCGACUAAUGACAUUGAAUAUAACAUACAGUCUUCUCAAUGAGUUAAUUUAUUCACUAUCGUCGGUUCGAAUAGUUGGAGUACAGUAAAAGCGAAGUUGACAGAAUGGCUCGUACAAAGCAAACUGCACGUAAAAGUACAGGAGGUAAAGCCCCUCGUAAACAGCUGGCUACCAAGGCUGCACGUAAGAGUGCCCCCUCCACCGGAGGAGUGAAGAAGCCUCACAGAUAUAGGCCAGGAACAGUCGCCCUCAGAGAAAUCCGUAGAUACCAGAAAUCAACUGAGUUGCUCAUCAGGAAAUUGCCUUUCCAACGUCUUGUGAGAGAAAUUGCUCAGGACUUCAAAACUGACUUAAGAUUCCAGAGUGCAGCUAUUGGAGCCCUGCAAGAGGCCAGUGAAGCUUACCUGGUUGGAUUAUUUGAAGACACUAACUUGUGCGCCAUCCAUGCAAAGAGAGUCACAAUCAUGCCCAAAGACAUUCAGUUGGCCAGGAGGAUUCGAGGAGAGCGUGCAUGAUCUCGUUUCUAUUUCAUCUCACAGACUUGUUUUCAUAUAGACAUUGAAAUUUUUAUCGUGAAUGCAGCAGACAUUUUCAGGACAUUAUGGCAUGGUAAUUUUGUUUCCAUUCCAGACAAAUUCUCAUUGUGUGGCUCAUUUGUCAUUGGAUUUUUUUUUUUAAUUUAUGUUCUAUAAGACACCUUAGUUAAUGCAGAUCAGCAGUCUCGUUGGUUUUUGAUAAUGUCCAUUUUAUGCAUGCAUAGAAAUGUGAUUGAGAAAGUUAAUUUCAUGGUUUUCUUGAUUGACACUUCUUUUUGAGAUUUGAUUUCUUGCAUCAAACCAUGCUGGUCAUCAAUAUUCUAUCAUGAAUAGUCAGGGAAAUAUGUUGAUUUUUGUGUAUUUGUCUUAAUUCUGGACUGUCUUAUUUCUAUCUGUUCAAAUCUUAAAUUUCUUGACUUACACAAAAGUUUUUUAUACAGGUGUCCCCCAUUUGUGUUGUCUUUUUGUAAUGUUUUAGAUUUGUGCAAGUAUCUUAUUUUAACAAUAAAUGUAGUCUCUUUA